Drosophila nasuta is the source of this 3499-nucleotide messenger RNA. It is a transcript of the gene Lerp, whose product is annotated as lysosomal enzyme receptor protein. Lineage: Eukaryota; Metazoa; Arthropoda; Insecta; Diptera; Drosophilidae. Gene Ontology annotation, molecular function: insulin-like growth factor binding; signaling receptor activity; D-mannose binding. The record is from RefSeq and is a predicted model, not a curated record. Gene Ontology annotation, biological process: lysosomal transport. Gene Ontology annotation, cellular component: trans-Golgi network; late endosome; plasma membrane.
UCAAUUUCAUCAAGUCCGCUGAACGGUAUCGCUUGUGGUAUUUACAAAUAGAAAAGUAAACUCAUUUAUAUGAUUCAUAUUGUGCGCGCUAUAUAUUUGUGUUUAUCGGGUAUUGCAUUCAAACGGGUUAAUCAGAUAAGAGCAAAACAAAACGGUCGUUGAAAAAUCGAAACACCACCAAAGACUUUUGCCUGCUUCGAGUCUAAAUAAACAAUACAAAUACUUCACAGACCAAUUAACGACCUGCUUGCGAUAAGAGUUCCCUAAUCAAACUCAAACUUUCAAUGUGCAAAACAGGUUAAUCGUUAUAACAUAUAAGUAAGAGAACAACAAGAAAGAAGUGCUUUGUUCGUGUUUGGUCGUCGCGGUUCUGUUUAAAUUGCAAAUGCGGGCACUUCUUGUAAAAUGAGUAAUGUAAAGAAAAUUGGAUUUUGUGGCGCCACCACGGCGUCAAUAGUGGCCAUUAUUUUACUUGCAACUUGCAACGUAAGCGCUGCAAAUGACGCAAAUCAGCUGGAUUUAACAUCGCAUGAUUGCACGAUAACGGAACCCGUUUAUGGCUACAAGUUCAACUUCAGCGGUUUGCGAUCAGAGCUGGCGCAUGUGGUGAAGAACUUGAACGACGAUGUCUUUGAGUUUAAUGUGUGCGGCAAUUUGACGCACAGCUGUAACAACGAAAGCAAUGUGGCCGCUUGCCUCAAGAGGGGGGGCAAGGAGUAUGUGCUGGGUCGCCAGCAUGAGUUGAAGUAUCACAAUGGUAAAAUGUAUUUCAAUUAUUUGAGUGGUGCCAAGUGUCCGAAUGGAACUGCUGACAAUGCCAACUAUCAGCUGCAUGUGAUACUAAGUUGUGACUACACCAUGGAUGUCAAUCAGUUCCAUAUAACCUCUUAUUCCGAUGACGCGUGUUCCUUCUACAUCAACUACGAGACAUCCUUGGCCUGUUUGCCUGUACCCGAUGCCCUGCAAUCGAAUAGCUGUAGCGUUCGCUACAACGAUGUGGGCGGCACAUUUGACCUGAUGUCAUUGAGCGAUGCUAAUUAUAGGACCAUAGACCGUGAUGGUGGUUUGUUUAUAAUUAACAUCUGCAAGCCUGUGCUAUAUGGCGAGAAUACAAUGUGUCCUAGUGGCAGUAGCAUUUGCCUCUACGAGCGCAAGGCGACGGAUCUAAAGAAGCGUUUCAUCAACUUUGGCAACGUGAAUUCGCAGCCUGAAUUUAAGGACAAUCUACUGUUUCUACGACACAAUUCAUCGACACCGUGUGCAGGAAAUUCCAGUGCCAACUACAGCAGCAUUGUGAACUUCCACUGCGACAAUACAAUUAUGAAUGAACAUCCAGAGUUUAUGGGCACAGAUCACGAUGGUUGCACCUAUCAUUUCAACAUUUUCACGCCACUCGCCUGCAAGCAACUGAAACCUUGUGCGGUCAUCGCUUCGGACAAUGAGCUGCUGGAUCUGAGUGCGCUGAGUGAGCAUCCACCGCACCAAUUGACCAAGGAUGGCAAAACCUAUACGGUAGCUGUGUGUGCCAGCGCUGGGACGCCUUGCUUGUCGGAUGGUGGCGCCUGCUAUGCUCAGAAUGAACAGACCUACAACCUGGGCAACUUCAAUACACAUUUGCGUUUCAAUCAGAGCGGCUCGCCGUAUUUACUGUACGAGGAGGGCGCCGUAUGCGAUGCAAGUGGACGCCGCUGGACGACGAAAAUCGAAUUUGUUUGUGCGAACAAUGCGACGAAGGACAAUGGAACGAACGAUGCUGUGCAAAUAAUUGAGGACUCGAAUUGUCAGUUGUUAAUUCAAUAUCAGACGCCGCUUGCCUGCCUCCAGCAGAUUAGAUGCAAGGCAAAGUUCUAUGAAGAGCUCGUUGACCUGACUCCAUUGGUUAACGCCAACGAUAACUACGAGGCACGCAUCGAGUUGCCGCCCAAAGAAGCCCAACGGCUGGCCAAGAACACAAAGUUCUUUUUGAAUGUGUGCCGACCAUUAGUGCCGAAAUACCAAUUAGGCUGUGCUGGCGGUUCAGGUGCCUGUAUGGCCAAAAUGUCGGCAGCCAAUGCGCCCGAGGAGGAGCAGAGCCUUGGCUUUCCGCUGGUCAAACUGUCUGCACUCAACGACACCGCCGCCGAGCUGCUCUAUCUACGUGGUGAUCCAUGUCCGAACGAUAAGGCCAUGAAUCUGUCCACGACCAUACACUUCAACUGCAACAUGACUGCGGGUCGCGGCCAACCGGCGUUGACUGAAAUUGACGACUGCCACUAUCAUUUCGAUUGGGGCACGAGUGUCAUUUGCCCGCCACAUGAGUGCACCUUCAAUGCGGACACCUGUGAAAUUGUGCAAGAGGAGGCGCAUCAGCGUUUCAACUUUAAGAACGCCUCGUUCACCAAAGAUGGCAAGAUUGAGAUUGCGUACAAACAGCAGAAGGUGCAGCUUAAUGUGUGUGGCAUGUAUCGCAAGACCAUGACGGAUUAUUCGCAGGAUCUGGUCAAUCUGUUCUUCACACACGACCUGCCCGGUUGUGGCAAGGAGGGCAAAAUGAAUGUGCAUUUGCGUUUGAUAUGCAGCAAUACCACGGAGAACACCACAACCAUUACAGAGGACACACAGUGCAGUUUGCUUUAUGUGCAACGCACGCCGAGCAUCUGCCACUUCUUGGGUCUCAGUGCGCCGCCAGAAGAUACAACAGCAGGAGGAAGCAGCACGAGUUCUACAACUUCAACAACCACAACGACGCCGUCAACGACGACGUCGACGACGACGAGCAGCACACAUACAACGCCAUUCGGUAAGCCAAGCGAAGCAGUCACAACAACAACAACUACUACUGCAGCCACUGUAAAGGCAACAGAAGCAACAGCAGCAGCAACGGCAGCAGCCGUACCCUCUGUGUUGGCAGCUGUUCCCAGCCCAACGGCCUCCGUGGGCACCAUCAUGGGAAUUAUCCUGUCCGUGACAUUCUUUGUGGCCUGCCUGGGAAUGUUUGCCUUCUCGCCGGCGCGAAGGCAACGCGUGCGUCGCCUCUUCAGACGCAGCAGCUCAGCGGUACGCUAUUCCAGGGUGCAGUCAAACGAGGAAGCCAAUCUGCUGCUGGAGCCGAAUGGCGAGUUUACCGAAAGCGAUGAUGAUAUGCUGCUCUAGAAGAGCAAAUAGUAACAGAAAGAGGGGGAAACUGGAUAUGAACUCCAUCCCAAGGCUGUGGCCGGCAGUGGUGCGUACUGAUUGCUAUUCAAAAGUUAACCAAAAAAAGAUAUGUAGAAGAAACUAAAACAUAAAACAAAAAAAAAGACAUGAUAAAACCACAAGUUUGGAACGUUUAACACCAAAGACAAAAUAAUGAAAAACGCAACUGAUUGUGAGCUAAAGACCUAAAAAGUAGACAAGUAACGAAAUUGUUGAAGGAAAAUAAUAAUUUAAAAAAAUAUAAUAUUACUUACUUAUGUACAAUACGUCUCAACGACAACGACGACAACAUACAAAGCCCAGUUAAUGGAAUUCUAUAAAUGUA